AAAAAAAAAUUCAAAAAUUCCAUUUUAUAUAAAAUUAAAAAAAAAAAAGAAAACAACAAAGAAUUCAUUUUUUGUUUUUAUAUAAGAAUUUUUUUUUCUGAAAAAUGAUGAAAAGACGUUGGUCAAAUAACGGUGGUUUUACAUUACGUAUGUUUGAGGAAUCAUCAUCAGAAGUAACAUCAUCAUCAACAUUAAUGCCAUCAGCAAUGACAAUGUCACCGGCAUCAUUAGGUGGUUCACCAGAAUAUAAUGGACAAGAUUUAUGGUUAUAUGAUGAUACACAAUAUACAAAUCAUCAACAUAGUGUUAUAACAUCAGUUAAUGGUUGUACACAAAUACCAUCACAAACAACAAUAAUACCAUUACCAUCAAUGCAAACAAAUUUAAAUCAUGAUAUUAAAUAUCAGCAAAGAAGUAAUUCAGCUAAUUCAAUAUCAUCAGGUAUGUUUUUCUAUGUUCUUCAUGAUUUUGAGCAUUUAAUUUGUGUGUGUUUUUUUAUUAUGCUGGUGCAAAAUAAGUUUUUAAUCUUAAGAUGAAAUCUUUACGGUACUUUAAUUUUAACAAAGCGUUAAGUAACUAAAUUGUGUAUGUAAGUUAUUAUUAUUAUGUGUAUUUAUUUUUGUAAUUACAUCAUACAUUGUAAGAGUAUGUUGAAAUGUAAUUGUGUACAUAUGUGUUUGCAUAUUUGC
This is a messenger RNA of Condylostylus longicornis, 689 nucleotides long. RefSeq names its product ecdysone receptor-like. The coding region runs from base 105 to 536 and encodes 143 amino acids. The transcript has 2 exons. NCBI's taxonomy places the organism in Eukaryota, Metazoa, Arthropoda, Insecta, Diptera, Dolichopodidae. The record is from RefSeq and is a predicted model, not a curated record.